Messenger RNA from Liolophura sinensis, 1593 nucleotides. RefSeq lists its product as uncharacterized. NCBI's taxonomy places the organism in Eukaryota, Metazoa, Mollusca, Polyplacophora, Chitonida, Chitonidae. Bases 342 to 1094 code for a protein of 250 amino acids. The record is from RefSeq and is a predicted model, not a curated record. The transcript has 3 exons.
CCUAGCAAGUAAAUAUAGACAUAGGCUUAUACGGAAGUAUGCAGAGCAGCAGAUAGCAAGGUGGUUUAUAUAGGAACAGCAGACUUUUAUUAUAAAAAAACAGUUAGCUGACAGGCUUUACCCCCAGAUGCCGUUCUGUCAGUCUAUCCCUCUGUGAUCAUUGAUCCCUGGAUGACGGCUCGUCUCAGUCGCACUAGGUAAAUUUACAGCUGACGUUUGAGAACACUAAGACGACGUAUCAAUCAAUUAAAGUGUCAUCUCAGCUUGAUACCUGUGAGGGAUACAGAUAGACAGGCCUUUAGAUCUACAGAGGAGGGGCACUGACUGUGUAUAUACGCGGUAUGGCGGUGAUACGGAGGGUGGGUGUCCUUCUGACUCUCCUCACGGGGCUCAUCCUAGGGACAGGGGCUUCAGCGUUUUCAGAGUGCCCGUCAGAAGAGUGGGAGCUUGAUGAGGAACACAAUCGCUGCCUGUGGCUGUCUAAGACGGGACUGGAUUAUGACUCGGCCCGAGAAGACUGUAGGAGUAGGGCGGGACAUUUGACAACGCCUGACAAAACAGAUAUACUGCAAAAGUCGUUUGGCUCGAGAGAGAGACGCCUCUCUUUUUGGACUGAGUACCUUUUGGUUUUGCACGGCCCUAGGUACCGAUUAUUUGAUGGUUCCGGUACGGAAGUAGAGCUGUCAUCGUGCGGUGAGUGCCAGUCACUGCUUGACCAGUCCUCAGAAGUGAGAAACCAGUCGGUGACACGUGUCUGCGCUUACGUGACCGCCAACACGUUCUUGACGUGGACUACAACGGACUGUCAACAGGAGCACAGCUUUGUCUGUCAUCGUACUCAAAAUUCAGAGCACCAGCCGCUGGCACCACGAGAUAUUGCGGCCAUUGCUGUCGGAGCCUUUAUCCUUCUGUCUUUCUUCGUGACAUUGUCCAUUGACUUUUACUUACACGUGAAAAGGGAAAAACAGAAGUACGUAAACAGUACAAAGCCCGACCUUGACCACGAGAAAACGCCACCGUUAGAUUUUUCCGUCACCAAUUUUGGUUCAAAAGUAGAACUCAUUCCGACAAAUGCAUUUCCGAGCAAUGUAUAGUUAAGAUGGUGUCUCUACUCCUAACUUUGGUUCACACGCAAAACUCAUUUCUGACUUAAGUCAAAAUUUGAAAUACAAUCCUAAAGUUUAUUUUUCCGUUUCAUAAAGUAAAACUUUGUGCAACUCAUCAAUGUUAUCUUAAGCCAAAUGUAUCCAAAUUUCGACUUUUAAUACCAAAAACUGAGCAUCAGAAAUGGCUUUGUCGAAUCAGCCCCCGGGAUCAGGAAGCGAUCGUAAGUCAAAAUUUUAAUCAUUAAAUUUGGUUUGUUCAUUUCCGUUGUUGAAAUUUGUUGUACAGUAACUUUAAUUGUCGCUCAAUAUUUUAACCUGGUUACAUAGGAAAUAACAAUUUUAAAGUGAUUUUAAAUUUUGACUCAAGUCGAAGAUAGCUUCAUGAAUUCGUGGCCUGGUACUGUAUGUAUAGGAUAUGUGGACUUGGCGUGUCAGAUAACGUCUAACACCGUAAAGUUCAACGUAAAGGAUGUGCAUGUACUAUUGU